UUUGUUGUCAAAAUGGAGUUCUUACUCGGCAAUCCGUACAGCACUCCCGUGGGCCAAUGUAUAGAGAGGGCCACAGAUGGAGGCCUACAGAACGAGGACUGGACCCUCAACAUGGAGAUCUGCGAUAUCAUAAACGAGACAGACGAGGGGCCAAAAGAUGCCAUGCGGGCACUGAAGAAGAGACUCUGUGGCAACAAGAACUACAGAGAAGUGAUGCUGGCGCUAACGGUAUUGGAGACAUGUGUAAAGAACUGCGGCCACAGGUUUCAUGUCCAGGUGGCCAACAGAGAUUUCAUCGACGGCGUGUUGGUCAAAAUCAUCUCCCCCAAAACCAACCCUCCAACCAUCGUACAAGACAAAGUGCUGUCGCUCAUACAGGCCUGGGCUGAUGCCUUCAGGAGUAGCCCUGAUCUAACCGGCGUGGUCCACAUUUAUGAGGAGCUGAAGAGGAAAGGCAUUGAGUUCCCAAUGGCCGACCUGGAUGCGCUGUCUCCCAUCCACACGCCACAGAGGGGUACACCAGAGGUAGACCCAGCCAUGAUCAAGUACCUAGCCCCUGCCUCACCUGCUGCUGGGACGCCUAAACCUUCCCCGAUCCCCGCCUCUGCCACACAAACCCCCCAGGUGCCCAGCCCCAUCACAGCAACCCCUGAGCAGAUCGCUCGCCUGCGCAGUGAGCUGGACGUGGUGAGAGGAAACACCAAAGUCAUGUCGGAGAUGCUGACAGAGAUGGUCCCUGGUCAGGAAGAUGCCUCUGACCUCGAACUGCUCCAGGAGCUGAACAGAACAUGCAGAGCUAUGCAGCAGAGAGUGGUCGAGCUGAUUUCACGCGUCUCUAACGAGGAAGUGACUGAGGAGCUGCUACAUGUCAAUGACGACCUCAACAACAUUUUCCUCCGAUAUGAGAGGUACGAGAGGUACAGGUCAGGUAGAGCGGCGCAGAACAACGGGAUGUUGAAUGAGGCGACAGAGGACAACCUGAUAGACCUGGGCCCGGGCUCCCCUGCCGUUGUCACGCCCAGGAUCGCCUCCAGCCCCCCGCCCCACUCCACCGCCGGGGCCACUGCCUCCCCGACGCACAACCCCCCCACAGCCUCGUUGUCCUCUGCACUAGCUGGGCUUGAUGUGGCGUCAGACAGCGUGAGCGGUACCCUGUCCUCUCUAUCAGGCCGCAACCAGGACGACUUUGACAUGUUUGCCCAGACCAGGAGCAGCUCUCUGGCUGAGCAGCGUAAAAAUGUAAAGUAUGAGGACCCCCAGGCUCUGGGCGGCCUGGCCUCGGCUCUGGAUGUGAGACAACAGAACGCAGGAGGGCUGAGGGUAAAAGGGGAUGAUAACCCAGCAGAUCAGGAGCUGCCCAUAGACAGCUGGCUUAUUACCCAAGGAAUGAUCCCCGUAUCGCAGUCCUCUGUCAUGGAUGACAUAGAGGAGUGGCUCUGUGCUGAUGUGAAAGGGGAUACCACAGACGAAGGGGUGACCAGUGAAGAGUUUGAUAAGUUCCUGGAGGAGCGAGCAAAGGCAGCAGACUCUCUGCCAUCUCCCCCCGGAGCUAACCCUGCUCACCCCACCCGCGCCCCUGGUGGCUCCCACAAGAAGGCUGAACGGACGGAGGACGCCCUCUUUGCCUUGUAGACUGAUCUCAGAGGACCUUGAUCUCUUCGUAGAGCAUCUAAAGGUCCUCACCCUAAAUCAUUCCUCCCAAACAGUUCUUCCAGUCCCAUUUCAUCGCUGACUGGCAGUGGUGUAGCGAGUGAUGUCCACCCCCUCGUCAUUCUCUUGCCACCGUGUUGCUCUAACAUGCAGAGGUCCAACAUGUUUACUGCACACAGCUGUGUUGCAUUUAACUCUAUAUGGAUGUAUUAAUCUGUUAGUGUGGGAUGUACUACUCGCAGCCCUGCAUCUCAUUUUUAAUGCGCCACCAAAGGAAGACAAGUUGUCUGAUGUGGAUUAAAAAUGUGGCAUAUUACUGCGAGAUUAAUGGAGGACUUUCACUGCAGGUCAAUGCAUUGAGUCAGUAUGGAAAAAUACAAUUAGGAUUAUAUUGUGUUGUUAAACUAAAUUCAGUUAAUUGCUAAUUUAUGCAUUUACUGUCUUUGUUCUGUACUGCAUACUAGCGCUGUGGUUAUGGUCCAUCCAUGCAAUCCCCCCUACCCCACAAAUACUCCAGUUAGAGCUCUAGUCAUGCUUUUAAUACUGAGAUAUCUGUGGAAUGGCAACAUGUUUUAUUGCCCAAUUUGCCUGCAGCAGUGUGGAGAAAAGACCUGUGUUAGCAGGCUAAUUUUGCUAACUAGGAAUAUAAUAGCUAAAUCUUACCUAAUCUUGAUGAGUGUAUGCCAGCAUUCCUUCUACCAAAGGGAAUAAAAAACAAAAAAAAAGUCUAGAAAGCACUAGUUAGGAUUCUCUGUUAUGGAUUUCAAAUGGCUAAGGGGAAGGAUUAUGUCCAUGGAAUAUGUCCCAUCAGUCUUUUCAGGCCUCUGAAAAGCUGCAACAAACUAGCUAAGAAAAAUGUGCUUUUGAACAAUUCCAAACCCUUUUAGCCAUUCCAAAGAAUAUUGAGGCUUUAAUUACCAACUAGCACUGGAUUUUAGCUGUCGAACAAUAACCGUGUUCAUGUGUUAUAAAUGUUAAAGGAUCAUGAACAUUUUCCUUCCCCUGCUAUAUUAAUAUCUGUGCACUUUGAAACAAAAACAGUUCUGUGUUUUGUCCUUUGUGUUUACAAGAUGGUUACUAUUUUUCUAGGGGAUGGGAAGUGGUCUGUAGAUUGACAUCAUUUUGCACAUAAGUUUUCUAACUGUGUAACUGCAGCGUGUGUUCACAUAGAAGUGGAUUAAUGGACUGUUACACUUUGGAUUGUAAAACCUUUUAUGAAAAGUUACAUGAAGAUGCAAGACAAAACAUGGCAUUUAAAUUAUCAGCAUGACUUAUCGCUGGCACCGUAGUCGACUGAAAGAUAACAUGCAUAGCUUACAGAAAUGCACUGUUGUAAAACAUGUAUUCAUAUAGUAGGUAAAUCUUCACUUACUCUAUACUAUGUAAUCUAUAUACCUCAUAAUGCAGGGAUUUUAGUUUCUGUAUCUGGUUAAAAAUGUAUCAGCUCAUACUUAUAUCCAGAAGACAGAUAAGUUUAUGUAUUAUUUGAUCCCCUGAUUGUAUUUUUAUAGUUCAUGUAUAAAAGAAAAAAACAUGUUUGUACCCUUCAUUAUUGAUCUUUUUGUGGUUGAGGCUGAAGCACGCAGCAAACAAACCCAAUUCUACUCUCUUGAUUUGUGCAUUCAAAGACGUACUUUCAUACUUGCCGUAUUUUCAUUCUUCUUCUCAUCUGCUCCUGUUGGAGCUGCUGCCAAGCAUCUGUGUGAUUGACUGAUUUCAGCAAAGUAGCGCCUACUGGAGUUUGUCCUUGGUGUAGUUAAGAUUGCACUUUGAGGCAAAAAGCAGUCCUGUCUUCAUUCCAGCUCUUUUGCCGAGCCUCUGCUUUGUUUUACCGUCGCUCUGCACUUGAAAGAUUUUUUUCUCUUUCAGUCCAUUUGAGACCAAAAGCCUUGUCAAUCGAGGCAGUCCGUUUGAAUCUCCUCCCAAGUUGUAAAAGCCUAAUCAUGCUUCAGAUUUACUUGUUGAAUUAUCUGUUGUCAGUGCGGGCCUUCCACUAGAGGGAAAUAUUUCUUACACUCGUUAGCAUAAAUGCAAUGAUGGCAUUGAAAAUGAUUUGUGUCUGCAUAAUCAUUGUGAUUAAAUCUUUAGAAAAUUAAUGAUUAAUGAGCUUUAACUUUUUUUUAAUGCUGUAUGAUUAUAUAGUUUUAGUAUGGUUGCCAGGUAACUGAGAUAAUAGCGUUAAAUUUACAAUCAGCCAUUGUGUUCACUUUGAAAAACUUACCAUGCAGGCUGAACAAAGAGGAUUACUAAAAAUGUAACAAGAGAUCCUUUCAAAGGGAGUGUGAGUAUUUUUCUGAUUGUGUGUUACAUAUCUCUGGAUCUGUAACAGUGUAUUGUGUGACUUGCUUUUAUGAGGCUUAAGUCUCUGAGUGCAACAUGUAUUCCUCGAAAUUCUAGCUCUCUCGAGAUGGUUAAUGAAUGUCUUUUAACUUUGAUGAAGCAGAAUGUUUUGCUGAUGUUGUGUGGACAUGGAAGAGAGGCUUGUUUUCUGUUGGAGUCCCAUGUCUGUUUGGCUGUGCCGUCUGCUGCCAUUACUAAUGGUCAGAUUGUUGUUUGACCUAAUGCACGUAUGUAACUGCCCAAUAAAACACUAGCAAUGUGUGACCUCUA
Messenger RNA from Chelmon rostratus (copperband butterflyfish), 4260 nucleotides. It is a transcript of the gene tom1l2a, whose product is annotated as TOM1-like protein 2. The record is from RefSeq and is a predicted model, not a curated record. Gene Ontology annotation, biological process: signal transduction. Gene Ontology annotation, cellular component: membrane; endosome. NCBI's taxonomy places the organism in Eukaryota, Metazoa, Chordata, Actinopteri, Chaetodontiformes, Chaetodontidae. The transcript is spliced from 16 exons. Gene Ontology annotation, molecular function: clathrin binding; ubiquitin binding; phosphatidylinositol binding. The coding region runs from base 13 to 1632 and encodes 539 amino acids.